Purpureocillium lilacinum is the source of this 708-nucleotide messenger RNA. RefSeq lists its product as uncharacterized. The record is from RefSeq and is a predicted model, not a curated record. Gene Ontology annotation, molecular function: chitosanase activity. NCBI's taxonomy places the organism in Eukaryota, Fungi, Ascomycota, Sordariomycetes, Hypocreales, Ophiocordycipitaceae.
AUGCGCACUUCGACUCUGUCGGCUCUCGCAGCCUUUGGCGCUGUUGCGUCGGCGUAUCAGCUGCCUGCCAAUCUCAAGAAGAUUUACGACAGCCACAAGUCUGGCACCUGCUCCAAGAAGCUCUCCUCCGCCUUCUCUGGCGGUGCCGUCUACUGUGGAGACCUGCCGAAUGCCAUCUUCCUCAAGGGCAAGGCCGGCAACUACGACAAUCUCGACAUCGACUGCGAUGGUGCCAACAACUCGGCUGGUGAAUGCGCCAAUGACCCCACCGGACAGGGCCAAACCGCCUUCAAGGACGAUGUGAAGAAGUACGGCAUCCCCGAUCUCGAUGCCAACCUCCACCCGUACGUGGUCUUUGGCAACGAGGAGCACAGCCCAUCCUUUGACCCGGAGGCACACGGCAUGGAGCGCUUGAGCGUUAUGGCUAUUGUGUGCAACAACCAGGUGUUCUACGGAAUUUGGGGCGAUACAAAUGGUGGGACCUCCACUGGCGAGGCGUCUCUCGCCCUUGGCAAGCUGUGCUUCCCCAACGACGGUCUCAAUGGCGACAAUGGCCAUGACCCCAAGGAUGUCCUGUACAUUGGCUUUACCGGGAGCGGGGCUGUACCCGGAAAGAGUGGCGCCAACUGGAAAGCGAAGAAGACGGCCGAUUUCGAGGCCAGCAUCAAGGCCCUGGGCGAUAAGCUCGUUGCCAGCCUGCCAGCCUGA